AUGCUCACCUCGACCCUCCUCGCUCUGGCCGGCGCCGCGCUCGCGAUCGCUGCGCCCGACGCCGGCUACGGCGGCGGCGGCACGGACGUCGUCAAGGACUCGGACUUCAGGAAGAACGAGAAGGCGCUCAAAGCAUCGAUGAAGGAGCUUUGCUACCGCAACCUCUACGCCGACGUCGCCAAGCACAAGCAACGCUACAACAAGGAAGUGCUCGUCCAGGAUGACAAGGGCAAGGACGUGUUCCUGUUCGACGGCAUCAAGAAGGACUCGAACGACAAGGAGUACUACUACGAGGAGUUCUGCUACAAGCAGUUCAACCUCAAGCAGCACGACUCGGACGUCAAGAAGCAGAACACGGCCGUCAUCGACGGCGGCAAGGGCGGCCACUACAAGCGCGGCUUCAACGACAAGGAUGGCCUCUUCUCGCUCGACGACUUUGGCUACGGCUUUGACGGCGGCAUCGGCGGCUACGGCGGCUACGGCGGCCGCGACAACUACGGCUCGUUCGGCGGUCGCGGCGGCUUUGGCGGCAAGGGGUACGACAACGACUACGGCUACGGCAAGGGCGGCUACGGCAAGGGCGGCUACGGCGGUUAUGACGACGGCUUCCGCGGCGACGGCUACGGCGGUGGGUACGGCGACGGGUACGGCGGCGGCUUCUACAAGAGGGACGUGCAGGCGUGA
Molecule: messenger RNA, 684 nt
Organism: Rhodotorula graminis WP1
Lineage: Eukaryota; Fungi; Basidiomycota; Microbotryomycetes; Sporidiobolales; Sporidiobolaceae
Exons: 7
Coding region: 1-684 (227 amino acids)
Source: RefSeq, a predicted model, not a curated record